AUGAACUCAGCUUUAAUUAUUGCUGGCGUCUCAAUUAUAUUGGGACUAAUGGGCUUGGCUUCAAGCUCACCCACAACGACACCCAUCACAAGUUCCCCAAUUGCCAAAAUUAACCUCUCAACUGAGGAUGAUCCAGUGGAAAUCCCCAUUGAGUCACCGGUAGUCGCAGAAAGCAUAGCUCCAACAGCUGAGCGAAACAAAGAAUUAUUGAAACAACGACCGAGUCUCGCUCAAGAAACAUCUGAAAAUGAACAAGUUAAAAUAAAAUGCCAGAAUGCCUGGGAAAAGUUUGUGAUAGAGUUCGGAGCGAAGUAUAAAGAUAAUGCUGAGACCGAGAAACGUCGCAAUAUCUUUUGUGAAAACUGGAAAAAAAUUCAGGACCACAAUAGACAACACGAAUUAGGACUGUACUCUUUUAAGAAGGGUAUCAACCAGUUUAGUGACCUUACCUUUGAGGAGUGGAAGGACAAACAACCUACUUUCCGUCCAGAUUUGUUUGAUGAUGAAUCCACUACACAAGCAACUAAGAUGGAACAAUCUAAUUUGAAGUGCCAGGAUGCUUGGGAAAAGUUUUUGGUUGAUUUUGGUCGGAAAUAUAAAGACGAUGCUGAGACCAUAAAACGUCGCAAUAUUUUUUGCGAGAACUGGCAAGAAGUUCAGGAUCACAAUAAACAACACGAAUUAGGACUGUACUCUUUUAAGAAGGGUAUCAAUCAAUUUAGUGAUCUUACCUUUGAGGAGUGGAAGGACAAACAACCUACUUUCCCUCCAGAUUUGUUUGAUGAUGAAUCCACUACACAAGCAACUAAGUUAGACCAACAGAAGAUAAAAUGUCAGAAUGCUUGGGAAAAGUUUUUGGUUGACUUUGGUCGGAAAUAUAAAGAUAAUGCUGAGACCGAGAAACGUCGCAAUAUUUUUUGUGAAAACUGGCAAAAAAUUCAGGACCACAAUAGGCAACAUGAAUUAGGACUGCAUUCUUUUAAGAAGGGUAUCAAUCAAUUUAGUGAUCUUACCUUUGAGGAGUGGAAGGACAAACAACCUACUUUCCCUCCAGAUUUGUUUGAUGAUGAAUCCACUACAAAAGCAACUAAGGGUGAACAACCAAGGAUGAAAUGCCAGGAAGCUUGGGAAAAGUUUUUGGGUGACUUUCAACCAAAAUAUAAAGAUGAUACUGAGACCAAGAAUCGUUACAAUAUUUUUUGCGAGAACUGGCAAAAAAUUCAGGAUCACAACAAGCAACACGAAUUAGGACUGCAUUCUUUUAAGAAGGGUAUCAAUCAAUUUAGUGAUCUUACCUUUGAGGAGUGGAAGGACAAACAACCUACUUUCCCUCCAGAUUUGUUUGAUGAUGAAUCCACUACACAAGCAACUAAGGUGGAACAACCAAAGAUGAAAUGCCAGGAUGCUUGGGAAAAGUUUUUGGUUGACUUUGGUCGGAAAUAUAAAGAUAGUGCUGAGACCGAGAAACGUCGCAAUAUCUUUUGUGAAAACUGGCAAAAAAUUCAGGACCACAAUAGGCAACACGAAUUAGGACUGGAUUCUUUCAAGAAGGGUAUCAAUCAGUUUAGUGAUCUUACCUUUGAGGAAUGGAAGAAUAAGCAACGACAUUACUGAUUAGAUAUGCAGAACUUAUAUCAACCCAAAAAAGCACUUUAACAAAACCCACCUUUAAUAUAUAUUCUGAUAAAGUUGAAAAAUAACCCAA
Messenger RNA from Drosophila ficusphila, 1705 nucleotides. RefSeq lists its product as uncharacterized. The coding region runs from base 1 to 1614 and encodes 537 amino acids. The record is from RefSeq and is a predicted model, not a curated record. Lineage: Eukaryota; Metazoa; Arthropoda; Insecta; Diptera; Drosophilidae. The transcript is spliced from 7 exons.